Molecule: messenger RNA, 6978 nt
Organism: Anopheles marshallii
Lineage: Eukaryota; Metazoa; Arthropoda; Insecta; Diptera; Culicidae
Gene: tay
Product: mucin-19
Exons: 11
Coding region: 1-6978 (2325 amino acids)
Source: RefSeq, a predicted model, not a curated record
AUGGAGAUACAUGUGAAGCAGUGCAAGCAGCGCAACAAACGACGGGAGCGGGCCCAACGUAUGAUCGCCGAACGGGACAAGGAUGCGGCCGCGGACGGUACCGGCAACCGAGAUCCGGACGACAGUGCGGACGACGACAGCGGGCCGGUAAGCAGGGAGAAACCCCACAGGCCACCCGUCCGGCGGAAGCGCAAGGAGAAGGAACCGUCGCCCGUGCUCGAGGAGGACAUUAUCGAUGGGUUCGCGAUACUCGCGUUCAAGACGUACGAAGAUAUUGAGUUUGCGAUAAAGGUCGCCAACAAGCGCAAUGAGAAGCGAUUGUCGUCGAUCGUGGAACUGACAACUGUGAUGGUGCCGGAGGAGAAGCCACCGAAGAUAAUCGACACCACACCGUCGAAGCUGUCGGACAAAUCCCUCAGCGGUGGUGUACCGGUGACGAACAAGAACAACAACAGCAUUAACAAUAGUGAGAACCAUUCCGCAACCGUCACCACAGGUGGCGCCACCGGUACGGCUGGUGCGGGUGGUGGAGUCGGUAGCGGGGGCCUGGUGAGCAAUGCAAACGGUGGCGACUGGUCGCCGGUCAACAGUGCCCACCAUCAGCUACAUCACCUACAGCAGCAGCAACAGCAUCAUCUGCACCAUGGUGUGGUGGGACCACCGGGUAGCGUUACCGAACGCACACCGAACGGCGAUGGUAUUAUGCUGCACAACUCCAGCCCAACCGGUAAUGCGGUGGGGGUUGAACGGGGAGGAGCGGUGCGUGGUACCGGCGGUGAUAUGACGUUGAUGCCGGCGAAUGGCGGUACACCCGGUGCCGGGACCAAUCAUCACAAUCACCUCCACAACAGCCACGGGCACCAUAACCAUGGGCUCCACAAUCACCUUCACCCGCACCAUCAUAACAGCCGGAACCACAAUCAUCAGCCGCAGCAGCAACAUUCGCCACCGCAGCAACAGCAGCAACCAUUCGCAUCCGUACACCAUCACGCGCAUCACAACCAUCAUGUGGUGAGCAAUGGGAGUGUGCCGGGUGUGACGGGCACUGGUGGUGACGGUACGGGCAGUAAUGCUAGCAGUACCGGUGCUAGUGUCACAAACAGCAACGGUGUCAAUGGUGAUCCGGGCACGGCUGGAGCGUUGUCCGCAGGCAAUGGGCAGAACAGUGUGACCGUAACGCCCGGUAACGCCAACAAUCGGAGUAGCAGUAGUAGUAGUAACAGUAGCAGCAGCAGCAGCGGCAGUAGCAGUGGUAACAGUAGCAGCAGCAGCGUUAGGGUUGCCAACAGCAACAAUCGAAACAGCAGUAGUAGCGUACCGGCUAGUGGUAGUAGUAUCAAUAUGAACAGCAGUAGUAAAAACCAUAGCAACAUCUGUUCGCUAAAUAAUCUCACCAUUGCCGCGAUCAUUGCGAAUGGUCCGCCGCGACGUAACGUCAACGGCAGUGCGGCAAACGGUGCCGGCGUACCGGCCGGCAACACCACGAACGGUAUCAGCAGCAGCAGGAGUAGUAGCAACAACAGUACGGCCAGCAAUACCAGCGGUGGUACGCUGACCAGCAAUACCGGCAGUACCAUGAACACACAUCAUCCAAACCACCAUCAACUUCAUCAUCCGCAUCAUCAUCACCAGCAGCAGCAGCAACAGCAGCAGCAGCAGCAAAGUCACCAUCUUCAUCAUCAACAGCAACAGCAGCAGCAACAGCAGUCGCCUCAUCUUCAACAUCAUCCUCACCAUCAACAGCACCAUCAACAUAACCAUCAUUUAUCAGCGGUACAUAAUCUUUCUCUAUCUUCGAUCAUCGAUCCGGGCACGUCCGACGACAGUGGGCGCGCCUCGGAGCGACUGACGACGUCCUCUGUGGCCCAGCGGGAUCCGGACAGUUCGCGAGACCGGCUCAGCGAUGCUAGCAGUCGCUGUAGUUCCGGUAAAGGGUAUAUCUGUGAUAGCGAAGGAGACGAUGACAAGGUAAGCAACUGGUGUGAGGAUGUCACUUCGCAUGUGCUAGAGGGAAAGCUCCCGCGAAGGAAGGUAUCGAAUGGACCAUUGGGUACGCAUUUGACACCGAUUGGUGGUGGCCACCAAGCAGCAGCGUCCCCGCAGCAGCAACAGCAACAUCAAGGAUCGCAACAGCAGCCACCACAGCCGUCCGCAUCGCCGCAGACGGCCGGCAUAAGCAAUAAGCCGCUGUUGCCGACUGCAUCCGCCAAGAUUCCGGCCGCCGGUGUCCUGCUGCUCAGCACAACGGCGGCCGCCACCUCCGUAACGACAGCAAUAUCAACCUCCCAGAAGCAGCAGGCGCCGCUGGUAAGCAGCGCGCCGCAAUCGCCCGCCCAGUCGCUGGCGGUUGCAUCACCGGCGGGUGGCUUGCAGGCCCCGUCAACACCGCUCCAAUCUCAGCCACCGCUGUCGCCCCAGCAGCAGCAAGCGCAGCAAACGCAGCAGCAACAGCAGCAGGGCCCGCAUCCAGCGGCGUCCACCACCAGCGCGGGUGGUUCGCUGAAAUCAGUAUUUCUUGGCGUCGGCGCGGGCCCGAAUGGUGGCGCCGGCAGCACCGCCAACACGCUCAUGUCACCGUCGGCCGGUGCGGCUACCAGUUUCUCGAACAGCCUAGGGCCGGGCGGUCCCGGCCCGGUGGCGGCCACCAACAGUCAUCAUCUGAGCGGGAGUCUGGCCGGUGUCGUCGGUCCGAAUGCGGGCGUUGUGGGCAGCAGCGCGAGCAGUAACGGCAGUGCGGCCCCAUCCUCGCUGCCGCUCUCCGUGCCGCACACACCUCCGGCCGCCACACCAGCGACGGCCGCCGGCCAAACCGGUGCGGUGCAUCCCUCGCUGGAGAGCACCACUGUUGCCACGCCGUCGUCCGCGUCCUCCUCCAUCCCCUCCUCUUCCCUGGCGUCCGCAUCGGCGGCAGCGGCGGCCGCAGCGGUUGCCGCGGCAUCGACCGGCGGUUUGCGCACCAACAGCCCGGCCGUGCCCGGUGGCGGCAGCGUGCCUUCGCUGUCUGCGACAGCCGGCCCUACCACCGCCUCCCUGCUGAACGGUAAUCAUGCGGCGGCCGUCGUUGCAGCGGCUGCCGCGGCCGCCCACCCAUCGAUGAUGAUGGCGAACGGGCUCGGCAGUUUGCCACCGGCCUACCGGGCGUAUCCGGGCUACCCGAUCUACUCACCGUACGGCAGCUUUCAGCACAACCCGUACCUGCCACCGUCGGUCACCUCGCCAAACUUGUCGCCCCGGCUGCAUCCGGCCCUGACGCCCAUGCCGCCCCACACGCUCAUGGGUCUCGGGCUGAUGGAUGCCCGGCUGCAGCCACCGUUGGGCGCGGGCCCGACCAGCAACGGUCCAACCGGCGCCGGUCGACCAUCGGACCGCGACCCAUCCCCGCUGAUAGCGGCCGCCCAGCAGCAGCAGGCGGCCGCGGCGGCGGCGGCGGCGGCAGCAGCCGCCCAGCAGAAGGUGCGCCCGAUCACGCCGAACGCCAACUCCAGCUCGAGCAACAGCUCGUCCUCGUCAUCGUCCUCCUCUUCCGCCUCGUCCGCGGCCGGCAGCAGUACGUCUUCCGUCACGAUCGUCUCGAGCACGGCACCGUCGGCCGGCCCACUGCAUCCGGCGGCGACCACCACCGACACGUCACUUCCUCCGCAUUCCUCCCAACCCCCGCACCGGGACGUUGUCGGGCCGCACGCAGGCCACGCACCGCCACCGCCACCCCACCCCGGUCUGCAUCUCGGCGGUGGGCCACCACCACCACCGCCCGGUAGUGGGGGUGGACCACCUCCACCACCCUCCCAUCAUCAUCUACUGCCACCGACGCAUCCGGGUGCGGGUGGUCCGGGCAUGUCGCCGCUGCUCGUUGGCCACCAUCACCACCCGCUGGUGGUGGGUGGACCACCACCACCACCGCCGGGGCUUAUUCCUCCCGGUGGGCCCCCGUCCCAUCUGCACGGGAGUGGUAGUGGUGGUGGUGGGCCAAACAGUAUUAGUGGGCAUCCGCAGCCGCCCUCUUCCAGCAGCAACAACAACGGUGGCAGCAACAGCAGCAGCAGCAGUAGCAGCAGUAGUGGCAGUGGAAACAUUAUUGUCUCUUCGCGUCCUCACUCGCCUCGGGGUCAUAGUCCGAACAGGGAAAGAGAUAGCUAUAGUAGUAACGUAAGUAGUUUAUCGCGCUCGACGCCCGGCUCCACCAUACCUGCGUACAGUGCUGGUGGGCCGGCUGCGAGCGGUGCUGUUGCCGGUGGGCCAUCGCCAGUGCUGCCAGCGUUCGGUGGCGGUUCGGGGCCGCAUUCGGCCGCCCUGGGCGUGCCGUCGGUGGCCAUAUCGGUCGUCUCUUCUAGUCUCACUUAUCCUAAAACUACGCUGGCGAUCGGAGGCACCAUCAUGUCUUCCGCCUCCACGUCCUCCUCCAUCUCCUCCACCUCCGCGUCCACCACGGGCAGUGGUGCGGGUGGGCCGGGUGUUGUGCCUCCGGGGUGGCCACCGGGCGUAGCCGUCCCCGGGCAACCCACCGUCGUAUCAAUAGCAUCCCACGUCAACUCGCCCGCGGCCUCCUCCGGCGUACAUAACAGUUCGUCCUCGUCUUCCUCGUCUACGGUCGGGUCGCAUCACCACCAUCACCACCAUCUCCAGCAGCAGCAGCAGCAUCAUCAUCACGCACGUCCCACACCACCACCACCGUCAGUGGGCGAUCGGGCCGGUGCAACGUCCACCUCCAUUGCGGUGUCGUCGCCUUCGACGUUUCCGGCGGCGCCACUGUUCGCCACACCGAUUCCACCACCGACCAGCGUUGCUCUGGCCAGUCCGGCCGGGGCCGGUUUGUCGGUGGCCAGUGUCGCCGUCUCAUCUGCACCGGGUGCCGCCGGACCACCACCCCCACCAGCACCACCACCCGCCACGCAUCCGCAUCCAUUCUCGGCCGAAUCUCUCUUCUCCACAAAAGCUUCCGACCAGGCAGAUAUGUUACGGCGUGAGCUAGACAACCGGUUUCUGGACCGUAGCGGGCUAACUGCGGUGCCACCCGGGCCACCGUAUCUGCGCCAAGAGCUGCACCACCAUCAACACCAGCACACGCAUCUGCAUCAACACCAGCAUCAGCCGAUGCUGCCCGGUGCGGCCGGAGGCGCACCAACGCUCUUUCCGCCGCCCCUCUUCAAGGACGUGCCUAAAAUCGGUGCCGUCGAUUCGCCCUUCUACCGUACGGGGAUCGGGAUGCCGGCAUAUCCGGGCUAUCCGCCCGGUCUGCUACAUCCCGGGUUGAGCGGACCGACGCAGUUCGUGCCACCGAGUCAUCUACAAUCGUUCGUGCCGAAGCAACAGACGCCACCGGUCGAUCCGAACAAAAAGAAAACUGGAAAGUGGAACGCAAUGCAUGUGCGUAUUGCAUGGGAAAUUUAUCACCAUCAGGCGAAACAGAACCCGGACAAGGCGGCUUCCAUCAAGACGGCUUCGGAGAUGUUGCGGCCACCGUCGCAUAUGUAUCCACCGUCGGCGGCCGCCGCUGCCGCAGCAGGGCUGGUACGACCGCACGACCUACCGUCGUCCACGUUCCCACCAGGAGGCCUUCCCGGGCGACCGGGUCCAUACGAGUCGACACCGUUGCCGCCCAGUUUCAUGAGCUCCCCGGCUAGUCACAUAGGCGUUUCACCAUUUGGGCGGUAUGCCUCACCGUACGGUGGUUCACCGUUCAGCGGCCUAUCACCCUUCUCGCGAGAUAUACCGAUGGGAUCGCAGAUCCCGGGAUCGCUACACGAUCCGUGGCGCAAUGCACUACCACGUAGCGUUAGUAGCUUUCCACCUGGACCGCAACCCGGAGCGGGUGGUUCGUGGCCACCGAUAAAGCAAGAUCCGGGCCUGGCGGCCGAAACGGCCCGCCGUGAGGCGGAGGAGCGCGAACGGCAACGGGAACGUGAGGAGCGCGAACGUGAACGGCAACGACGGGAGCGGGAAGAGCGCGAGAAGCAACGUGAACGCGAACGGGAGGAGAAGCUCCGUAAGGAGCAGCAGGAGCGUGAGCGGGAACGGGAACGUGAGCGGGAACGCGAACGCAAGGAAAAAGAGCGACGUGAUAUGGAAAGGCGAGAAAUGGAGCGUGAGCGGAUGUUGCACCAACAGCAACGGGAAUCGAAGGCAGCGGCGGCGGCGGCUGCUGCUGCAGCCGCUGUUGCCUCGAUCAAUCGGGAUCGGUCGCCGCUUCGGAACGGCACCGAGCUGGACAUUCGGAUCAAGGAGGAACCCCGAAAGGAUGAUGAGUUGCUGUUGCGGAGCCAUGCAGCGGCGGCCGCUGCCGCAGCUGCCAGCGAUCCGCGCUACCAUCCGUCGAUGAUGCCACAUCACUACAUGGCCGGUCGGCAUCCGGCCGCCCAUAUGCUUCCCGGUGGCCAUCUGUCACGCUCAAUGCUACCCCCGUCGAUGGGGCUACCGACGCAUUUUCCACCACACGGGUCCUGGGGUCCGGAUCCGUUCCGGGACUAUCGGCUCGAUCCGCUGCACCAUUCGCUGCGCUACAACCCACUGAUGGAUGCGUACCGGGCUGAGGAAGCGAAGGCGUCCCUGCUGUAUGCAGCCCAAACGGCGGUACACUUCCGAGGUAAGGAACCCAGCCCAGUGCCACCGCCGCAGCAACCACCUCAGCAACAGCAGCCACCACCACCAUCGCACCAUCGUCUACCACCCGGUGCAGCACCACCUGGUAGUGGUGGUGGCACGGGAGGUGGAGGAGGAGGAGGACCACCCGUUGGUCAUCCGCCCGGAUCCGGUACGCCCGGUGCGACCGGUGGUCCGCCCGGUUCCCUAAAGGCACACGGUUCCUCCACACCCACGAAUGGACCGGGCGUAAUGGGCGGUACACCCGGCGGUGGACCGGGUGGUGGGGGCGGUGGAGGCCCACCACCGUCCGCUGGCGGUUUACCACCCUCGUCCGUACCCACGGCACUGCCCGCAUCGAUCGAUAUGCACAAAAAGGAAGACACCUGCCAAUCCCGAUGA